CGGCCUGCUGCGUAGGAGCCAAACAGCGCUGGAACCGGGGGAGCUCGGAGGAGUUUCUUACAUAAACCGAACCUGAAUAUAUAAAGCACGGAAGAUGCUCUCGGUCACGCUGGACAGCAGCGUCUCUCCGAAGAAGCGGACGUUAUCUCGGGGACUCAGCGAGGAUGAGUCGCUGCGCAGCAUCAUAAAGGAGACUGAGAUCUCCUCCAGACGGCUGACACGCAGCGACAGCCGAGCAGGCACCCUGAAGAGGAGGACGGACAGCCAGUCUGACCAGGACCUUUUCAUGGGACUUCCAGAAAUGCUGGAGCUGCAGGCCAGCUACGACGAGGUGGUGCAGGAGCUGCGUGGGCUGGAGGUCGAGCGAGAGGCUCUGUUGUUCCAGGUGGACGUCCUGCAGGACACCCUGGAGGGCGUCGAGGAGCUGCUGGCCGAGGCCCAGAGGGAGGCCGGACAGGCCACUCUGGAACUCGAGCAAGAGAGAGCAGCCAAGAGGAGACUGGAGAGCAUGGUUCAGUCUCUGAUGCAAGAGGUGGAGAGAUUGAAAGAGGAAAGGAACAGCAAACCGCCUGCUUCAGUGAAUAUGACGGACGAAGGAUCAAGACAGGAGCUCCAGACAGAAACUGACGGAAAGGGAUCGCUGAAUGUUGGACCGUCGGCCGAGGAGUCGGGGGAAGCGGGAAAUCUCCUGACCAAGCUGCGGAAGAUGGCCAGUAAGCCCCCGGGCCACGUGCCCUCUCUGGCCCUGGACAGCCUGGCCUCUGAAGACGGGGUCAUCCAGAGGCCGUGUGAAAACGGGAUCGAGGGCGGACUGGAUCCCUCCGCGGACACCAACGACACGGACAGCAUAAGUGCCUAUGAAGACGCGUCUGCGGAGACUCCGGAGCAGGACAAGGUCUUUCCAGGUGACGGAGACGACCUGGAGCUGCCGGACGACGCGGGGAAUAAAGACAACGGCCCGACUAACGGCCACAAGGCGGACGGCGGCGAGAGCCUCGACGGCAAAAUCCCAGACGGCAAAAUCCCAGACGCCUGCGUUAUGUCUUAAUUCGAUGUGCUUUUUCUACUGCUGGGCUAAAGGAGAUACCCACUGGCAAAUGGAAGAGAAAAUCAACGAUUGCAGUGUAGACCCACAGCUCUCUCUGAACUAAUAUUUAUGGCAACAGAAAACUUAAAGGUCAACGGUUAUAAUCACUUAUUUCACUGAAAGGAAGAAAUAAUUAGACAAGCACUUAAUCCCUUCAUUUUUCAAUUGAAAUUGUUGAGCAGUGUCUGCCUAAAGCGUUUCAAAUGAGAGGAUUUUCUGUUUUUCUCUGCCACAGUUUACAAUCAGUGAUGUUAAAUCCUUUAAAAGACCAAAAUCUCACUUAAUGGAGGAAUUUAUGAAUUAAUAUCCCAACAUUUUAUAAAUGAUAGAAGGAUUGACGGCAUGAUUUGAUCUAAACUAAUGUAGUCACAGCCCGAGCUUUAACACACUAUACUAGAAUAACUUUCCUUUUUAAAAUAAUAGAGGAACUCAGGAUCGAGGUGGUUUAUUUUAACAGUUGUAACUUCUGCCAGGACCACUUCAUAUUUCUGCCAAUCAUUUCUCAUCAAUCUGUCUUAAUUUUUUUUUUUUUUUUUUUAAAUGCAUUGACCUACAUGGGAAAACCCUCCGUGGAGUCUGGACUGUUUACCUCAUCCUCACCAACACAAGCAGCUGCCAGAGACACAAAUCAGGAUCUGUCUGCAUACAAAACACAGUGAGCUCUCCGUAUUUGGCCAGAGACUGUUACCUUUUUUCCUUUUACAUUAGAAACUCUUCAGUUUUCGUAUGAGAUGUUGUGAUUUCAGGCUCAUUUUACUGAACAAUCCCACCUUUACCUCUGCGGUGGAAGUCACUAACGCAGGUUUCCAUCACAUUUGACACUGAUCCGAGACAGGCAUUGAUUAAAGGGAUAAUAUAGAUAAGGGAAAUAUCAAAUAUUCACUGCCUCAACCUUCAAAAAGCAUUAAUUAUUUUUCUUUUCUUAAGAUUUAAUUUGUUACAUUUCCCCUGUUUUGUUUAUAUUCGGCUGAUUUUGCACUUCUCUCAGAAUCUUGUCAUGCGGCAUGAAUUAGUCAGAUAACGUUAAAAACGACAUUCCCUUUACAACCAAACGAAAUGAGUGGACCUGCUGCAGGCCGGACUCCGUCUGCCGUCAGUAAAGCUGCAUGUUUGCACAUUUUUGCAGUCGAUCUUGCUGAAGUUCGUCUCUUUGGAUGUCUUGGAUUGCUGUAAACACUUUUCAUAUGUGCUCACCUUUUUAAGGUUUCUUUUUUAUAAGACGUUUUUCAGGGAAAGAAGCAGCGGUAGAUUCUCUCACCUCGCCUCGGAUAUAGUUUGCAUGAAGCACCUUCGAAUGUAAACUGAUUUCCAGAUGCACACGAGUUGAUGACAUUUAUGAGUACUUUUGCACGCAGUACUUUUCAUACGUAUACUGAAACAACUUUGUUCAUUGUCUGCAGAAAACUCCUUCAAGGGUUUUUUUUCUAGUUUGAAUUACAUUCCUGGUUCCUCGUGUGAGAGGUGGGAGGUUUUUUUUCUAUCACUUGAGAAUUGUUCCGUUAAUAGAGAAAAUCAGAACUGUAAUAAUAUGUGGAGACUUGAACAGAUACAUUUGCUACUUUUGUGUCAUUUUGUAGGUUUGAUUCAGCACAUCACUGUUUGUAUACCAACUUGUUUGCCUUUGUAACUUUUUCACUCAGACAUUCUGCUGAUUCAGAUGCUCAUCCUUUUCUUUCUUUCUUUUUUUUGUACAUUUCCCAGAUUCAGCAGUUGUACGAGUCUGUUUUGAUGUUACGUGUCUUAAGUCACAGGGGCCUGCGGCGAUCGCAGCUCCUCUGUAGGAUUCAGUUCUUCAUGUGAGUCGAAUCGUAAACAUCCAGUGUCUGAUCGAUCAUCAAUACUUCUUUAAUUUAUCCUGGUCAUUGUUUUCAUGUCGAGAGUUUAGUUAAACAGAGCAGACGUUGGAAUUCCGUUUCUUUUUCAUACCACAAAGCAAAAAAUCUUUCAAUGUCUUUUGUGCAUCUAUUUUCAAUUUUUUGUCAUGAGCUUUGAAUACGAUGUUAUGAUAAAGUAAAUUAAAUGUGUUUCUAUCUAAAUAAAAUGAGUGAAUAAA
Salarias fasciatus (jewelled blenny) is the source of this 3140-nucleotide messenger RNA. RefSeq names its product leucine-rich repeat flightless-interacting protein 2. The coding region runs from base 95 to 1048 and encodes 317 amino acids. The transcript is spliced from 6 exons. NCBI's taxonomy places the organism in Eukaryota, Metazoa, Chordata, Actinopteri, Blenniiformes, Blenniidae. The record is from RefSeq and is a predicted model, not a curated record.